ACCAAUCUUAUCCUAUUUAACCUUUAGAAUAUUCCCGUUCGUUCGGCGGUACAAAUUCGAGCAAUGUCUGGAAUCUCAUGUUUAACGACGGAGUCGGGUCUGCAAGAUUGUUCUCCUGUUUUACCCAUUCGACAAGGGUCCCUCUCAGUUGUUACAGAAAGCUUCGCGGCCGAGACGCCGCAAGCCUCCCUUCAUGUCUUAUGCCAACGCGGACCGGUUCGUACUUUUGGAUGAAAUCCAAGCUCUACGUGCGAACGGCGUGCUUGCUCAGAUUAAGUGUCCCUUCACACAUAAAGCCAAUCGAACGUGGAGAGAACCAGCGAUGCUCGCUCUUGGGGCUUUCUUCGAUCGCUUCCUAAGAAGUGAGGCUCUCAGUGAAGUUGUCUUCCUUCUGGAGCAAGAUCUCGUACCGCUUGUGUUGGAUGCCAUGGCCGAUAAAGACGCAGCGGUGAGGGAGGCCGCAAAGUACGCUUUGCUCACCUUGGUCGACAAACUCAGUCCAGAGGCUUUGGUAGUGGCUCUGUUACCUAUUUUACUCGACUAUAUUCGCAAGAACACGACGAAAUGGCAAGGAAUUGCGGAAGUGUUUACCCUGAUAAGUCAAAUGGCUCGUGGAGCAGUGAUCCAUGCAAGUGAGAGGGCACAAAUACUACGCAAGUAUGUCGAAAGCCGACUCGAGGAUUUGAUACCUCUUGUAGCGGACGCAGUGCUUGACUUGAAGCCCGAGGUAAUGUUCCUCAAUCCGCUGUUCCUACAAAUUGCUGGUAUCAUUGACUCGUUGCAGGUCUCUAAACGAGCCAAAGGAGCACUAGACUCUUUGUUAGCUCUUAUUCACAACCCUGACCUGGUGCCAUGUAUACCAGUCCUCUACGCAUUCAUCCGCGAUCCUUCGGGUGCGAAUCUCCGAAAAGCGAUAUCCACUGUGUCGCAUACUACCUUUAUUUCCAGUAUCAACUCAGCUGAUCUUGCGGUCCUUCUUCCUUUGUUUGAGCGCGCUCUUUCAUCUCCAAAUGCAACCCAAGAUUUGCUUAGGGAGGCCCUUCUCAUUGUCGAAAACUUGACGAAGUUACUCCAGGUCCCAACUCAAGCCGUACCAUUCUUGAAAAGGUUGAUGCACCACGUGGAGAAUGCAAGUGAACGAGCUGCCAUCCCGGAGGUUCAAAAAUCAGCUAAGAGACUGCUGGGAAUGAUGAAAGAUUGUACCAAUCCCAACAAAGGCCAGCUACACCCUAACAUGACAGUAUCCCAGGCUCUUCUUGUGCUCGAGAAAGCAAUCCGCUCCUGCGACGGGUAUUUUAUCCCUUCUACCGAUACAGCCCUUUCUGAGUUGACCAAGCGGUACGUCGCGAGCUUGGUUACGGAAGUGGUCAACCAACAACAGUUCUCCCGGGUUACAGUUUGCAUAGAGCCUUAUUUGGAUCCAAUCAUGAAGCAGGGUAGCGCCUCAGUGGUUGCAGAAAGAGUGCAGAGAUUCUUUUCCGAAGCUGAUUCUGCGAGGCGGGGACUCCUGAACCGGAAUGAACGCAGUGAAGUGGAAGUGGUUAAUACUUGCGUCUCCUUGGGUUACGGUACGAUAACACUUCUUUCUCAAACCAACUUGAGACUGGUCAAGGGCCGCCGAUACGGACUCUGUGGUCGAAAUGGGGCCGGGAAGUCAACGCUAAUUCGAAGUAUCGCCCAGGGUAAGCUGGAAGGAUUUCCUUCUCCAGACCAGGUGAGGAUUUGCUAUGUAUGCCAUGAGGAGGAUGAAGAUGCCGAUCUCAGUGUUUGUGACUACAUGGCCAGAGGGACAAGAGAAGAGGAUAUCGCGCAGAUCUCUCUAGCACUUCAAGAUGUCAAUUUUGGAGAGAGUGCCCAUCUUAGAGUUGGCUCACUUUCUGGUGGUUGGAAAGUGAAACUAGCUCUCGCACGAGCAUUUAUGACGCCAACGGAUAUCCUGCUCUUUGACGAGCCUACUAAUCAUCUGGACAGAGCCAGUGUGUCUUGGCUACAGGAACGACUGAAGAGUAACACUGAAGUCACCAGCUUGCUCGUCAGCCAUGAUGCUGAAUUCCUGAACGAGGUCUGCACGGAUAUCUAUUAUAUCGAUGGGACAAAACUCGUCUGGCAUGGGGGCAAUUUUGCUUCUUUCACGAAAAGGAACUCAAGCGUAGGAGUCGACGACGGUCUCCCAGAUGGUGCAAGGCAAUUUCAAAUACCUCCUCCCGGUCUCCUCACGGGGUUAAAAUCUGCGACUAGGGCAAUUCUUCGAAUGUCACAUUGUACCUAUACCUAUCCCGGCGCAUCACAACCUGCGUUAUCCAAUGCAUCUUGUCAGGUUUCCCUCUCAUCACGGGUAGCCAUUGUCGGUCCUAACGGUGCAGGCAAAUCGACUCUGGUCAAAGUUUUGACGGAAGAGCUCAUUCCUCAGGAGGGAACGGUGGAAAAGCACCCUAAUUUACGAGUCGGCUACAUUAGGCAGCAUGCCCUAGAGCAUGUUGAAAUGCACGAAGAGAAGACUCCAAGCCAAUACCUGCAAUGGCGCUACAUUUACGGAGAUGAUCGGGAAGUCCUGACAAAGCAAACGCGAAUCAUGACAGCGGAGGACAAGACUCAGAUGCAAAAGAUGAUACACUGGGAGGGUAAGGCUAGGCAGAUGGAAGCGCUCGUGGGGAGGCAAAAGUGGAAAAAGAGCUUUCAGUACGAGGUGAAAUGGGUUGGUUCACUUGCCAAAUAUAAUUCCUACCUUCCGCGGGAAACACUUAUCGACCUCGGCUUCCACAAACUUGUCCAACGAUUUAACGAUCACGAAGCUUCGCGGGAAGGGCUGGGUUUCCGGAAACUUGAAACAGAAGCCAUUUCUAAACAUUUUCAUGACGUCGGCCUGGGUACAGACGUUGUCUUUAACACCAGCAUCGCCAGUCUCUCGGAUGGCCAGAAAGCGAAGGUCGUUCUAGCUGGUGCCCUAUGGAACAAUCCACAUCUCCUGAUACUCGAUGAACCUUCCAAUUUUCUUGACGGCGAGUCGCUGGGUGCGCUUAUAACUGCCUUGGAGGACUACAAAGGAGGCAUCGUUGUUAUAAGCCACAGUCAUGAUGUUCUGAGGAGGCUUUGUCCUGGGCUGUGGCGCAUUAAUGCUGGGUAUCUCACAUGCAAGGGCCACCUUCUCAACGACGACGGUUGCACCAGCAUACCGAAUAGAAAAAUGUCAAAGGCAAAUUCGGCCGGCUCUGGGAUUGAGCCUGAGCCUGAGCUUAGCAGGUGUUUCGACGCUGAGACGGCCAGAAAGAAAAAGCUCACUCGAGCCCAGUUGAAGGAACGCACAGUACGGCGGAGAUUGAGACAUAUUGAUUGGCUCAACAGUCCCAAGGGGACGCCUCGACCUCCAGAUACUGAUGAUGAAGAAUAAGCUCUCUGCCGAGCACACUGUUGUUUACUUUGUGGUGGCGGAAUCAAAAUUUGUAUCCGAAAGCGCCUCUCGCUUGGAUUGGUCACGUCAGUCGAAGUGCCCGUCACCCUCUCAAAGCUAGAGAAGUUGGCAAACUAUGGUGACUGGCGACAAGCAAAUAGUCCUAGAAUGCAAGGUUGGAUGAUUUAAAUUGGAAAGGUCCAUGUCGAGCGAAGAAGUCUCCAAAUUAUGGGGGCGGAUCACUUCACGUCUCCGGUGAUGUUAUGCCGGUGACUGUUUACGCCCGAAGUUCACCCCAAGGGCAGGACUCAUGAAGAUUCAAUCGCCGAUGGUUACCACAAUUGUUGUAAUCUAUCCGGAUAUUGUAGGCGAUAUAUGUGCACAAGACUGUUUGUUCUUCUUGCGAAUUCGGGACGAAACUGGGAGGUCUCGGGUCCAAACGUCAUUUGACACCUCUUCUGAAACACAACCAGCUGGCUACGCCUCAGAGCCUAUGUGUAUGGACUUGAAGGUUGCGAUCUCAACUUGGCAGGGAGAGGUGCUGUCGAAAGGGCGGGCUGGUUCGGUAUGUGAGACGAGCUUCCGUGACAGCAGCCGCAACCCGAUCAAUCGAGAUCUAUUGAAAAAGGCAGGGAAGUGGUAUCAGCUAAAGGUUGCAAUAUGGCAUGAUGAUAAAUUCGAGGAGACGUGAGUGUGCGGACAGCGAAAACCUUGGAGACCUUCAGGCAGAUUUCUGUGAUUCGGAGGCAGCAGGGCUGAUGAACGAGUUUCCCUGCGUAGUGAUUCGUGACAUGUGCGAAUACGUCGAUUUCCAGCGAGAACGAUGCAUGGGCACCUGUAUAUUGUGAUAAUUGCUGCCACAUACGCAAAGGAGGUUUCCAGUAGAUCUCUCCCGCAUUGGCCGGCCUCAAAGCUUAGAGAUACGUAUGAAAUCAAGCGGAUCUACGCCUACCAAUAGUCGGUAAGAAUGUGGAUGUGGCAUAACGUUUCCACAGAGCCUCUGAUUAUACGAUAUGGUCAUGUGUGACCGACCCUCCGGGACAGUUGUUGACGUUUCCAGUAGUUGCAACUAGUAAAUGACAAAAGCCAGCCUCUUCAGCAUCGAAAUAGCUUCUAGUCCGACGCCGAAUCUGACAGAAAUUACGGGAUUCUAUCGUCUCCGAUUGUGUUCUG
Messenger RNA from Exophiala oligosperma, 4561 nucleotides. RefSeq lists its product as uncharacterized. The transcript has 2 exons. Gene Ontology annotation, molecular function: ATP binding; ATP hydrolysis activity. Bases 194 to 3388 code for a protein of 1064 amino acids. The record is from RefSeq and is a predicted model, not a curated record. NCBI's taxonomy places the organism in Eukaryota, Fungi, Ascomycota, Eurotiomycetes, Chaetothyriales, Herpotrichiellaceae.